UGCAGACUGCCAAUAAACGCCAAACAAGAAGAAGAAGAGUUGUUAUGAAGCAGGGCCGGGUCAGCCGACGCUAACCCUCCAGCAGCUGCCGUCAGUGUCCAUGGUGUCCCGCAAACAGAAGCGUGUGUGGAGAUACGUGGAGGAGGGCAACCUGCUCAAGCUGAAGUCCUACCUGCGGAAGCACCGGGACCUGGACGUGAACUUCUCCCAGGGCAAGCGAGAGAGGAGCCCGCUGCAGCUGGCCUGCAGCCUGGGAGACGACGCCGUGCUGCGGCUGCUGCUCAGACACGGAGCCGCCGUCCUGCAGAAGGACCGCAAAGGAGACACGGCGCUACACACCGCACUCAACAGGGCUCUGAAACACGGGAAAACAGCGUACAAUGACCUGGUGGUGCCCCUGAAAAAGAGCUGCCCGGAGGCCAUGAGCGCUCCCAACUCUGCUGGAGUCACACCUGAAGACCUGCUGACCUGGAUGAAACAUAAAGAGACUGCAAAAAAUAUGAGCCGUCCAUCGGAUAAAGACCCUGAGAAGGAGUGGCUGGAGAAGCUGUUUGGUGAAUGCGAGGAUGAAUUCUCUGAAACCUUCGGAGUAUAUGAUGCUGAUGAUUUUCUUCCUCUCGAUGACGAUGAGGAAGACUAUGGUGACUGGGCUGACCGCAUUAGAAAAGAGUAUUUCGAUAAAAAGCACGCUGAAGCUCAGAGACUGGCAGCGUCGUCUUCUGGAUGGAAAAGAAAAAAGACCAAACAAGAGCGAGAGCAGGAAGAGCAAGACAACAAGAAGCUGCAUGAGAGGCUGCAGAGGGAGCAUGAAGAAUAUCUGGCACGAGCAGCGCGUAAAGAGGAAGAGACUCGGCUUGGUAAGAAGCGCAGGUACGAGGAGGGAUGUGCAGCCACUUUUCAUGCUGGCUCUUCAGCCGGCACAACAAAGCUGAGCUACAGCGACAUCCCCUGGCCAGCUCCACGAGGUACAGUGCAGGAGAUGGUGGAUGUGAUGCUGCACGGUGUAGACCGAAAGGACCUGCCGGUGUUUCGUAAAAUGCUCCGUAAGCAGCAAGCGCUGUGGCAUCCUGAUAAAUUUGCUCAACGAUGUGAAGCUCGGUUAGAAGAGAAGGAUAAGCAACGAAUCCUGGAUACAGUCACCAGGCUGUCACAGGAGCUCAACAAACUGGCCCAGAGUCUGAGGACUUAACGUUGUGCAAAUCAUAUCAAACAUUGUGUUUUUAAAAACUUUUUAAAAACAUUUCCCUGAAUGAACUGUGAGCUGAACACUGAACAUGUUACUGUUAAAUUCCUGAUUUAAUAACAAUAAAAGUCAGAACAUCCAGA
Messenger RNA from Larimichthys crocea (large yellow croaker), 1326 nucleotides. It is a transcript of the gene nfkbil1, whose product is annotated as nuclear factor of kappa light polypeptide gene enhancer in B-cells inhibitor-like 1. The coding region runs from base 101 to 1189 and encodes 362 amino acids. Lineage: Eukaryota; Metazoa; Chordata; Actinopteri; Sciaenidae. The transcript has 4 exons. The record is from RefSeq and is a predicted model, not a curated record. Gene Ontology annotation, molecular function: protein binding. Gene Ontology annotation, biological process: negative regulation of canonical NF-kappaB signal transduction.